Trematomus bernacchii (emerald rockcod) is the source of this 716-nucleotide messenger RNA. RefSeq names its product nuclear protein 1b (gene nupr1b). Lineage: Eukaryota; Metazoa; Chordata; Actinopteri; Perciformes; Nototheniidae. The transcript has 5 exons. Gene Ontology annotation, biological process: negative regulation of cell cycle; negative regulation of cell population proliferation; regulation of transcription by RNA polymerase II. Gene Ontology annotation, cellular component: nucleus. The record is from RefSeq and is a predicted model, not a curated record. The coding region runs from base 202 to 426 and encodes 74 amino acids.
GUCGAGAGUCCCGGGCUGAUUUGUAGUCCCAGUCCGCCCCUGCUUCAACCUACGGCAUAACACCUGUUCAGCGUACUGGCGACCACAUAUCUCUGAGCCACGUUGAGCGGGGGGGGAGUAGCCGUCUGCGUACGACGUGUCCUCGAACAGCACCGAGUAGUCGUCUUGAGGCUGCAAACAAACACACAGAGAGAAACAAACAUGAGUCACGUCGACGUGAACAACCUGAAGCCCUCCACCUUUGAGGAAGAGAACUACGACGAAUAUGAAUAUUACAAUUUAAGCGAUAAAUACACAGAAAGCUCAGCCCGUAAAGGCAGGACAAAGAAGGAGGCCAGUGACAACACCAACAGACACAGCCCUUCAGGACACGAGCGCAAAAUCGUGGUGAAGCUCCAAAACACGGAGAAGAAAGCCAAGGAGUGAAUACUGAAGACACUCGGACGGCUCUUCCCGGACCCCGACCAUGACGGCCCUGCGGCCACAGAGCGAGACGAUGAGACGGCAGGAAGUGACCUGAAGGUUCACCUGAACGUGAAGAAGAAGAGCCUGCAGAUGUUCCAGAUGUUCAGACUGCAGCUGCUCUCCCUGCUGGGUGUUGUAGCGGCUGCCCCCGAGGUGGAGGGGCAGCCGCUCCAUGUGCAGACCACGAUGGUGCACAUGUGAUGGUGGGAUUUUUUUAACAGUUUUUUACUAUUAAAACUUUUCCUAAAUGA